Molecule: messenger RNA, 1224 nt
Organism: Peniophora sp. CBMAI 1063
Lineage: Eukaryota; Fungi; Basidiomycota; Agaricomycetes; Russulales; Peniophoraceae
Source: the annotation of a GenBank genome assembly
AUGUCCCCCUUCCCGCUUUGGUCUCGCCUACCCGUCGAGCUCGUCCGCGAGAUCCUCGCGCUGGCCGCGAGCGACAGUCCACGCGCAGCGGCGCAUCUCUGCCUGGUCUCGCGCAUAGCCAGACAUGCGGUUCUCCCAGUUCUCUACCAAUCCAUACACCUAUCCCUCCCUCGCCACGUCCACUCACUCACCUCAACGCUCACUACCAACAACCCGCCAUCAACCCUCAUCCCAAUCCCACGCUCACCCAUUCGAUCACUAGCACUCUCCUUCCCUCCAGACCCUCCCUCUCUCAGAUUAUCCUUAGCAAGCAUCGCCGAAACAGGCGCGUUCGACCGCGUCAAGUACCUCGCGAUUCGCGCCGACUUUCUCUCGACGAGGUCGACGUUCUCUUCCGGAUGGAUCGAACACAUGAAGCCAGAAACCGUGAUGUUAUUUGACGUUAGACCUAUGGCGCGCCGUAGCGGUAUCACCGUCCAGUGGACAUCACCUGUGUUCGAACGCGUGGAGACGUUGUACACUUGCACGAUCGACAGCCUUUUCCCUCCCCUUUACGAUCUCGCACCGCCUCUGUCCCCCACACCACCGCAGCCCCUCCCGUCCCUCCGUCGCCUGGCGCUGACGGCCCACGCAGACUGGGCCGAAACGCCGGUGAUACAGUUUUGCGCGUACGCGGCCUGUGUGCUCUAUGUGUACCCGUACCUCGAGGUAUUGUGCGUGCGUGUCGUUGUCCCAGAACACGUGAGCGAUGCUGCGGAGAAGGCGAUGAGGGAGAUGUGGGAGGAAUGUAUUGGGGAGCUUUGCGACGAUGGAUGCGUGGAGAUUGCGUGGCGCGCGCGGGGCGCGUGCGAUGAAUGGACCUCCGUGAUCACAGCCAGUGCUGAGGAUGCGUGGCCUGCACCUCCCCCUGCACUCGGCGCUUUACGUCCACAGAGAUCUAGGUCAGAAUCAGAAUGGUACCUUGAUCUUUCCCCGCCUCUCAUGCCACACGCGCAUCCACGCGCACACGCGCCCAGAAACGAUGUAGCGCGGCCUCGGUCAUCACCCCUUUCUCAUGCUGUAUAUCUCUCUGACGAGGAGGUCGGGGAAUACGACCCAGAUUACGGCGUACUUUGGGACUCGGACUCGGAUUAUGACGACGAUGAGGAAGGGUCCGGUUCUCAGGGCUCCGAGGAAAGUCUGUCGCUCGAGGCGACGCUGGGUUUGGAGGAUACGGUUUUAUGA